Molecule: messenger RNA, 1505 nt
Organism: Desarmillaria tabescens
Lineage: Eukaryota; Fungi; Basidiomycota; Agaricomycetes; Agaricales; Physalacriaceae
Exons: 3
Coding region: 358-1137 (259 amino acids)
Source: RefSeq, a predicted model, not a curated record
CCGGAUUUUCUUUCUGAUGAACCACCAUGAGAGUUAAUCUCAGUUUCUUCAAUACUUGAACAUCAAAUCUCCAUUUAUUUUUCGAUGAAUCCGUGUCCCUCAGUCUUAUCCGUGCUCACCUCACUUUCUUGGCGGAUAUGGCUGUGUUUCCCUAAAUCCAUUUGAUCUUCAGUGUACCUCCGUCUCCCAAGGUGGUACGGCAUUGGACAAUGGAACAUACAACACCUUCCUUUUGGACUGAUCCUCAAAUAUACCCACAAUAGGCCCCCAGAAAUUGAAGCCAACAACAUAAACUUUAUCCGCAAAAACACAUCCAUUCCCGUUCCCCUUAUUCUUGACGUCCUUCCCGACAUCUCCAUGGACCAAUUCCCAGAUGGGCUGAUCCUUAUGAAAAAAAUCAAAGGAGUCACCCUUCAAGAUUGGUUGUGGACUAGGACCAAAUACUCACCCGAGUUCCACUAUUAUCUCACGCUUCUAGAAGGCCCUCCCCACAUGCGAGGCACCCAGACCGUCAAGGAAAUAUCGGAAAUUCUUCGCACUUUUAAUCCGGCCCUCGAUAUUUCAGGCGGUGCUCAACUUAUCGACGACCUGAAACAGGCUCUCACAGAAUUUCGUUCCAUUCCUCCCCCUCCUUCGGGUCAAGUGUCUGGACCUCAUGGUUCACCAUUCAUCUACAUGCGCUGUACAGAUCGUUGCGUGCUGCAGCCUUUCAAAAACAUCCGUGCUUUCCAUGACAUGCUACUCGCGGACGUGUCAUGGGAAAGCCGCAUGCCUCGAUUGCUCCAGCUCUCCGCUCCUGUAUACGAUAAGCCGCACAGGCUUUGUUUCUCCCACUGUGAUCUUAAUAAAACGAAUAUUAUCGUCAGUGAGGAUAAUCGGUUGGCAGCCAUCAUCGACUGGGAAGCCGCAGGGUGGUUUCCCGAGUACUGGGAGUUUAUGAUGACGGAAAGACAGAGUAUGGGAUCAGACGUGAUGCAAACAUUUUGGAAUGCCAUUGGUGUUCUUGGAAAAGGCCUCUAUGAUAAGGGGUUGGAACUGGAGCGGGCACUCUGGCGUAGUACUGGAGAUAUGUCUGUACCUCCUGGCGUUAUACCUGAUGAUCCUCUCGAUGUGCCUCUCAACGACAUUAUAGGGUGACGUGCAAGUAUGGAUGUCUGUCCCUGUUGACUCUGGUGCCUGUUCCUUCAACCACCUUGAUCACAAGACGACUAUUCCAAGAUGGGCGGAGCCCUCGAUAAUCCUCCGACAUAUCCAGACCUUCUCACUUACAGCACUGCGGUUGCUUGGUCGCCCAGUUGGAGAAAUAGAACCAAUCAAGGACAAAGACCGGUUACCAGACACAAGUAUGAGUUAUCCACGAACAAGGGGAAGCCUUGGGCGACCCUCGCGUUGACUAACAGUCGUGCGCGAAGUUCGGAACAGAUUCCAACGUUCUUGGAGGGUAAUGAGAUUUCGGGAUCAUUCACUCUCUGCUAGAGGAAGAGGCCAUCGACUUGGUUAGAAUA